CUUGUGCUGCCACUCUUCGUGACCACACCUCAUCCUCUCAGUUCUCUGCUUAGCUAGUAGUGUAGCUACAAUGGCUGGCGUGACUCGAGUUAGGCUUUGGGCUCUUGCCUUCGUCGCUCUCCUUGGCCUCCAGGUCGCCUUGGCCACUAGAUCCCUUCUUGGAACUAGCGGAGGAGGUGGCGGCGGUGGAGGAGGUGGUGGCGGAGGUGGUGGAUCUGGUGCCGGUGGGUCUGGAUAUGGCUCUGGCUACGGAUCUGGAUACGGAGAGGGUGUCGGCGGGGGGAGUGCUGGAGGGUACGGUAGAGGCGGUGGCGGAGGGGGUGGCGGUGGAGAGGGAGGCGGUGCAGGUGCUGGCUCUGGUUCCGGGCAUGGCUACGGCUCCGGCUCCGGAUACGGUGAGGGUGCUGGUGGCGGGAGUGCUGGAGGGUACGGUAAGGGAGGAGGCGGUGGCGGCGGCGGGGGAGAAGGAGGAGGGGCAGGAACUGGCUCUGGUGCCGGGCAUGGCUAUGGCUCCGGAUACGGUGAGGGUGCUGGUGGUGGGAGUGCCGGAGGAUACGGCCGUGGCGGCGGCGGCGGUGGCGGUGGCGGAGAAGGGGGUGGUGAAGGCGCCGGGGCUGGGCACGGGUAUGGGUCUGGGUCUGGCUACGGCAGCGGAGGAGGAAAUGGCCACUACUAGGUCAAGCAAUGUUCGGUGGCUUCAAGUAGUACGUGUAAUAAGAGCUCUCAUGCUGAACCUUUAAAGCCGCUGUAGGUUUAAUUGGAGGUGGUGAAAUCAGUGAUGUUUGUGCGUGUGUGUAAUGAAUGCCAAAUAAGUGAAAAUGAAAGCUUGAUGUUCUCAUGUUAUAACGUAAGCGUACUCGUUGACACGAGGAAUGCUUUUAAGUGAA
This is a messenger RNA of Musa acuminata subsp. malaccensis (wild Malaysian banana), 887 nucleotides long. Its product is annotated as glycine-rich cell wall structural protein 2-like. Lineage: Eukaryota; Viridiplantae; Streptophyta; Magnoliopsida; Zingiberales; Musaceae. The record is from RefSeq and is a predicted model, not a curated record.